AUGGCAUCCCCGAGCCCCCCAUCGGGCACCAUUAGCAACAGUUCCAACCUCUUCCAGUGCGGGACCUGCUCGCAGUCGUUUACACGCAUCGACCACCUCGGACGCCACAUACCCAAGAGAAGCCCUACCGCUGCUCAGUGUGCAACAAACGAUUCGGUCGCGUGUGAGGUCCCUUCCAAUAUAGCCGAAUCUCCAGCUAAGAAACAUAGUGACUUAUUGUCACGGCAUUCUGCCCUCCACAACCCGCAGAGAGAGGCCACCCCGGCGAGGCGACGGCGCGGUGGGGCCAAUGUUGCACCCUCUCGAGCGUCCAAGGCCUGCGAGGCCUGCGCCGUGGAUCAUUUGCGCUGUGACGAUGAGAAACCCUGUCGUCGAUGUCAGAGGAGAGAGAUUCCUUGUACCCUACCGGGCAGAUCCUGCGAGGCUAUCGCGACAAUUACCACUGUGGCGACGGGGGAUGAACAGAUACAGACAGACCCGUCUGGAGAUGCUGGUUGCUUGCCGUCCACGACCUCCCUGCAAUCUCCGCAAAUACUGGCGCAGCAUGGUGACACGGAGGCGAUUCCACAGACGGGACCAAAUAAUCACAUGGUAGUUUCGGACGUAACUGAUUCGCUGGAUUACGACUUUCCUGUCUCGCGAGGAGAGCUUGUCACCUUCGGCUUGGAGACGAACCUCGACCUCAGCGUACUGGAUUUGAGCUUCCUCGAGUCUUACAAUGCGCGAGCUCCUUUUGAGUACGAAGCGGCUACGGUAUCGACAGUCGAACCGUUAGGGGAAACAAUUGGAGGCGAGGUCGUUGAGCCGGAUCCAGCAGCGAAAGAGGAGCGAUCAUUCCAGAGGAUACGAUGGCGCUUCGUGCCUGCUGCACAGGAUAACGGGUAUGCUGAGCACGCCAACCUGCUGCUCAGCGGACAGAACGGCCAUGACGCCACGCCGCAGAGUCUCCUGAACAUGGAGGUCGGCCCCCAUCAUGGCGAUUGUGUCAACCUGGCAUCGCGUGAUAAGAUUCUGAGCAUGGUCCUUAGCCAGAUGCCAAAGCCAUUUCUGCUAAAUGCGGCUUCCUUCCCGUCACCCGAGCUCCUUGAUCGCCUUAUUCGCUACUACCUAACAGUGCCCUUCGCCAGCCCUCGUCAGUGGAUCCAUCAAGGCACAUUCUCAGCUAAAACAUGUCGCCCAGAACUAUUACUGGCAAUGGCGGCCGCAGGAGCUGUCCUCACCCCCGACCCGGCGUUGCGCAAACUAGGGUACGCGAUGCAAGCGGUCCUACGCCAUGAGCUGCCCGCUGUGUACGAGGGAGACAACACCCUGAUUAAAGAUCUCGAAUUACAGCAGGCCUUUCUCAUCGAUCUGGAGAUUGGCCUCUGGAGUGGCAACAGUCGCAAGAUGGAGUUGUGUGAGAGCGAGCGCCACGCACUGAUUACCAUCAUCCGACGCCGGGGGUUAUUCGACGCAGCCAGGUACCCGCGAAUCACCGUGCACCCCAGCGAUUCAGGGCAGAGGCUGGAGAGCAAGUGGAGGCUUUGGGUACGCGCCGAGUCAAAUAAGAGGCUUGUUUAUAGAUUAUGGCAGCACGAUACUCAGUGCUCGACGGUGCUUUUGACGGGUCCGCUCAUCUCAUAUGCUGAGCUAUCCCUUUCUCUUCCCAGUUGUUCGACGCUGUGGAACGCACCUACCGCGGAACAAUGGCGGGAUAUCUUCUGUCUCCAGGAGUCCGAGGCUCAACCUGGUUCCCAUCCAAGGUCACUGACGGAAUAUGUGAUGAACAUGGACCUCCUCGAGAGUCAACGCGCAAUCAUCGACAUGAAUCUCUCCUGCACGGCUGUCCUCCAGGCUCUGUGGGGUAUGAGCUGGGAAUACCGGCAGAUGAGCCUGCUCACCGGCAGUGCAAAUACCAGCGCGCCUCCCCGGUCAUGGUCCGCCGGGCUUCUUAUGGCAACCCGGUACCAGCAGCUCACCGAGAUGCUCGACUACUUCAAGGUCGCAUACGGAAACGAGACGUCGCUAUACUGGAAUAGCACUCUGAUGCACCUACACACGUCCCUUGAAGAGGUCCGGCUCCUUGCCACGGGGCUUGAACAGCCAGAGACGCUGGGACAGAUCCCACAACCAAUAGCCGCAUGGGCAGCGAGCAAAGAUGGUCGAACUGCCGUAUGGCACGCGGCACAAAUCGUCCGCGAGGUUCGAGGUUUUCGCCCGCAAUCUUUACGGGAUUUCGCUGCCGUCGCUCUCUACCAAGCAACACUAGCGCUGUGGGCGUACGGUAUGGCAGUAGGAAGUUAUAUUACUCUUUCAGCUGGACAGGAAUCAAUCUGGAUUGAUGGCGACGAAACCGACCACAUCCAGCGCUUUAUCUCUGUCGGACGGGGUAGGCCAAUGUUGCAUGGAUGGUCGCCCGAGGGAGGCUUUGUGGACAUGUGGGAUCCCACGGCAGUCUUGAUAAUGGCAAUCCAACUCAUGCAUGAUAACCAUAGUGGUCCAGAUGCAGGUGAGCCUCCGUUGGUGGAAUGUCUUGUACAUGCCCUGCAGAAACUACUCGAGGUGACCGCUUGGUCGCGCCAGGCGAUAGCUUCAUAA
This is a messenger RNA of Aspergillus calidoustus, 2577 nucleotides long. The record is from the annotation of a GenBank genome assembly. NCBI's taxonomy places the organism in Eukaryota, Fungi, Ascomycota, Eurotiomycetes, Eurotiales, Aspergillaceae.